Pieris macdunnoughi is the source of this 366-nucleotide messenger RNA. The record is from the annotation of a GenBank genome assembly. Lineage: Eukaryota; Metazoa; Arthropoda; Insecta; Lepidoptera; Pieridae.
AUGGAGAUCCUCACCAGCAUCUACGCGCUACUCGCUGGAGGGCAAGGGAUAAAUCCCAAAAUCGACUCAAUAGCAUUUCGCUUACAUUGUGGAGCCACAACGGCAGCAUUGCUUGCUGCCAGCGCAGCUCUAACAACACGCCAUCUCGUGGGCAAUCCUAUAGAUUGCAUUCAUACAAGGGACAUACCAGAAGACGUACUGAACACCUACUGCUGGAUACAUUCAACGUUUACGGUAGCUGGUGAAGCCGGUGCCUAUCCUGGUGUCAGGAGUUCUGGAAACUCGCCACGACGUUACGGGAAGUACUACCAGUGGGUGGCUUUUACGCUCUUCUUGCAGGUAAGAUCGCUAAUGGUUCGUGUUUAA